AUGCCAUUGUCAUGCCGAUUCUAUGCAAAUCAAUUCCCAGAUGUCGAAGAUACAGUGAUGGUGAAUGUUCGUCAAAUUGCUGAAAUGGGUGCAUACGUAUCGUUACUUGAAUACAACAAUAAAGAGGGAAUGAUUCUGUUAUCUGAACUGUCGCGUCGUCGAAUUCGCUCGGUGAACAAGCUGAUUCGUGUAGGUCGUAAUGAAUGUGUGGUUGUAAUUCGAGUUGAUAAAGAGAAAGGAUAUAUUGAUUUGUCGAAAAGACGUGUCUAUUCCAAAGAUUUGUUGCAGUGCGAAGAUCGUUUCGCGAAGGCCAAAGCUGUGAACAGUAUAUUGCGUCACGUCGCUGAUCAGUUGGGUUAUGAAUCCGAGAAACAAUUGGAGGAUUUAUACGAAAAAACUGCGUGGUAUUUCGAUAAGAAGUUGAAGAAGAAAGCAGCCGCUUACGACAUCUUUAAGAAAGCAAUCAGUGAUGCAACUGUAUUGGACGAAUGCGAUAUACCAACAGAUGUGCGUGAAAAACUUUUGGAAGAUAUAAGGAAGAGGUUAACACCUCAAGCGGUGAAAAUCCGUGCCGAUAUCGAAGUUUCAUGUUUCUCAUACGACGGGAUUGAUGCUGUGAAAGAAGCGCUUAUCAAUGGACAAAAAUGUUGUACAGAAGAAAUGCCAAUUAAGAUCAAUUUAAUUGCUGCACCACUAUUCGUAGUGACAACACAGACACUGGAACGAAGUGAGGGCUUGGAAGCGGUAAAUCAAGCACUGGAUAAGAUCAAGCAGACAAUUGAAUCUCAUCAAGGCACUUUCAAGAUUGUUAUGGCGCCGAAGGUAGUGACCGAUUUGGAUGAAGAGGAAAUCAAAAAGCGGAUGGAAAUGAUGGCGUUGGAGGAUGAAGAGAACAGUUCAGGCAGUGAUGAUGAUGGUCUUGUGGCGCCGAAAGGACUCGACUUGCAAAAGGAUCAGGAAGAGGCGACUCGAAACUCUCAACAACAAGCAGAUUCUGAUCAGGAAUCUGAUUGA
Molecule: messenger RNA, 1014 nt
Organism: Anisakis simplex (herring worm)
Lineage: Eukaryota; Metazoa; Nematoda; Chromadorea; Rhabditida; Anisakidae
Source: the annotation of a GenBank genome assembly